GGGAAGCGAGCUAGCAAAUGUUCCCAACGUUAUCCAAGUUUCUCUUAAAGAAGUAAAGAAGGAAUACUAUCAAUACAAACACAUAUGAUAGUAUUUUCUCAUUCAUUUUAGAUGACAGAAAAGCAGUUAAAAUGUCCGCUUCAAUUACAGCUGGUGUUGUGCAGUACGGUCGGAGAAAAGGCUCGGGUAAACAAGUUUUGAAUUUGGACAUGGAGAAAAUCGAAGCAGAUCGACCUCCAGAUCUUCGUCAAGUGGCUGUUUUAUCCAAAUCGGAUUGGCAACGGAUUCAGGACAGUGUGAACGGAGUGAAUAAACACAAUCAAAGUGUCAUUGAAGCAGCAGAACAGAAGGAGGCGCUGCACGUGCGCUCUAAAGAACUUGUCAAGCAUUGGUCCAACACCAUUGCUGGACAACGGCAAAAAAAGCUAGAGGCGAAAAAAAUCCGUGAGGCGAUUGAAGAAGAAGAGAGGAAACUGAUUGACAUCGAAGAAGCGAAAUAUCAAGCCCAGAAACGAAAGGAAGCGAUUGAGAAAGCGAAGGCCCAACAGUACUACCAGACGGAUAGAGUGAAAGAAUUUCAUCGUGCUUUGUUGCUGGCAGAGGUCCUGAAGGAAAGAGAAGCUCAGAUUGAGCUCAAGCAAAGAAAGCAGAAUGCCAGCAAACACAUAGAUAAAGAGAUUUUAGCAGUCAUGGCAAGUAAAGAUGAGCAGGCCAUCCAGCAAGAAGAGCAAAAAGUCCUGCAAAAGAAACAAAAUCAAGUUGCUGUUUCUGAGAGCUUGCAACGACAGAUUAAAGACCACGAAGUGACGAAAGAGCAAGAGAGGCAGGAGAUCAGAAAGGAGGCUCAGGAAAUCGAGCGACUCAGAGAGCUUCAUUAUUGGGAACGGGCCAUGGCUGAGCAGAAGAAAGAAGAUGAGAGGAGAAAUAUGAUGAAGGCUCAUCGUGAGCAUCUGACCAACAGAGAAGCCAUGAGAGCAGCAGAGGCCCGGAGAUUGGAGGAAGAGGAAGAUAAACAGAAGCAGAUGGCCAACCAUAAAAAAACUGUGAUGAAACUGAGGAAAGAAAAGCAGGAGGAAAUAUUCAGAGAGCUUCAGAGACACAGAGAGGCCAUUAUAGAAAAGUUAGCAGUACAGAAGCAAGAACAAACCAGUAAUGAAGAAGAGAUCAUGGCCAAGGCGAUUGCCGAGCGAGAGGCCAGACAGGCCCGAGAACAGCGUGAGAAAGAGGAGAAACAUGCAGCUAUGAUGAAAUCUAUCGCAGCGCACAGAGAGAUCACAAGGCAAGAACAGGAGCGAAUAGCAGAAGAGGAGAAACAGAAAGAGCUGGAGAUGCUUAACGCGAAGAGGGAAGCGGAUCGAAUCUUCAUGGAAAAGCAAGAGCUUCAAGCUCAGAAGACUCGAGAGGAAGGAAAAACAUUACAGGACAUCUACAUGCAUGAGAUGGCUGAAAAACGUGCAAGGGAGAAUCGCACAAAAAAAGAAGAGCAGAAUUUUGUGAUGAAGAACACAUCUCUAACUGUUGAGGAGGAACAUGAGUUCCAGAAAUAUGCCAAACAUGUGAUCGAAACGGCGGGGAGGGCUGGAAGAAACACCUACCCACUCAUGAAAGCUGCCAGAGAGGGCAUUGGUGGAGGCCUGGGACCAAUAUUUGGUGGACUUAGACCAAGUUAUAUAGUCCGAGAUGAGUCAGGUGUUCAAAUGCCCAAAUAUGUGAGCGGCACCACUCAAAGCAUAAAAGAGUUGAAUGAAACUUCCAACAUUCACCAGGCCAAGAAAAGACUUGGAUUUACCUGGUAAUACUUUACAUCAUCUAAAUGUUAUAAU
Paramisgurnus dabryanus is the source of this 1823-nucleotide messenger RNA. RefSeq names its product cilia and flagella associated protein 210 (gene cfap210). The record is from RefSeq and is a predicted model, not a curated record. Gene Ontology annotation, cellular component: axonemal microtubule. Lineage: Eukaryota; Metazoa; Chordata; Actinopteri; Cypriniformes; Cobitidae.